GGGUCAGAAGACCGCGCGUCACCAUGGAAGCGCUGGGUUUGUGACCAGUCCCACACGCCAUUUUCGUGUCACCCAGCGAUGGGGAGACUCUGGCGUUACCAACGGCGUGCUUUUAAUUUGGGUAGCGACAACAACCACGACAUUCUGAAGAAAACUUCGUUGCAAAAGUUUAACAAAUAUCAGAUACCUCCCAUCGCUUGAACUGUGACACCACCCCACGUCUCAUAACACGAGCCUGGAAAAGGAAAACGGGUUUGAAUUGCUUUGUUUUAGUAAAAAAAGUACAAUAUAUAUAUAUAUUUUUAGUGGCGCGUUAUCGGCGAAGCAAUUGCUUGGCAAACCCCAUACGCGACGCCGCGAAGGCUAGCUUGCCAUCUUGGUUAUUUGAGCUAGAGAUCGGCAUGUCGACUAUUUUAGAAAAACAGCAUACAAAUGUGCCUUAAUGUCUGAUCAAGACAAACGCGAACAAGAAGUUUCAGCUCCGCCGUCUGCUGACCUACGCCCAAACCCCCUAAGGAAGAAGGGGAUAGUUUGUAGCCUGGAGGUCCAGCAAGAUGAAAUUAUCUCAUCUUUAAAUGAUCGUACCGAAGGUAAGCGGCUAUCGGCAAUCGGAGCGAUUCUUAGUCAUCUGAAGAAACAUGGUGGACGGAUACUAUUUCCAAAAAUAAAGGAUAUACUCGAGGCUUUGGCCGAUAUUUUUCAAAAGGACGAUCGUAAAAAUAUAAAAAAAGCCUGUGUUCAACUAGUGUCUGAAUUGGUGUCUAUACCAGAAGAGUGUAUAGAGGAUUUCAGGAUCGACGUGCUUCCAGUUCUCCUGAAUGAAGUCAGCCUUGCCGAUAAUAAAAAUCGCAAGGCUCUCCUGCAGACUCUUCUGAAGUGUGUGAAAUUCAGUGCUAAGCCUUACAGAGUUUUCCAGAUAAUUACUAAGCAUGCUCUCUUGCACCGCGAAAACGGAAUAAGGUCUGCGACUUUUGACAUAUACCCUGUUCUCUUGAAGGAAGAGUCGCAGAAUCUUAACCUGAGUGAUCUGAUCACGUCGCUAAGUUGUAUACUUCUUGGAAACAAGGAGUCUGAUGAUCCUUUUGUGGCUUACGUUACAUUAAACCAAAUUAAGCUGAAUAUUGGGCCAGAAAAUUUUAAUGGAUUUGUCAACCUGUUGCCUGACUAUCUCCUGAGGGUCUACUAUAACUUUGAAGAGGAUCACUGGCACCAGUUUUUGAAGUGGGGGAUACCAACUUCUUCCCAGUCCCCUGAACACCAUGAAGAAGCAAAAAAUGGGAAGAUCAGAUUUUCACAGUCCAGGAUUUUUCAAUUUCUUAAGUACCCAGUUCUGAGAAAGAAUCCAAAGCUGUCUGCCAUGAUGAUGUUUGAAAUUGUACCCCAGGAGCUGCACAAACAACUCCUAGACCUCAAGAAUUAUCAGAACAGGAUUAAUGGGGUGGAUGAGCUGAAAAACAUUCUCCUUGAUCUGGAUUUGAAGCAGGUGUCUUCAGACAACAUCGAGGAGUUUAUUAGCUUCCUCCGCAGAAUGCUGGAUGACACCAACUUCAAGGUCUUUUAUGGCACUUUACAGGUGAUGAAUCUGCUAAUUGAAAAACUGGCCUUAAAUGUAGAUAAAUAUCUAAAACAGAUAGUAUGUGCAGCUCUCAGGAUCUUGGGUGACACAUGCGUCAUCGCCAGGAUUGAGUACAUGAGUAUUUUCAGGCAGCUAAUGAGGAUCGUAGGACCACAGAAGGUCCUGGACCUGGUAAUUGGACAAUUGAAGCAUAAGAACUCCAGGGUGAGGGAGGACGUCAUUAACAUCAUCAUAGCUGGAAUGCUAACCCACCCUAGGAAAGACUUCAACAUCCCCAGCCUCUGCUAUGAAGUUGCACCCUGUCUGGCGGACACCAAGAAGAAAGUCCGCCACGCGGCCCUGGAACUAUUUGCUGUCUUCGACUACUGUCUGGAUAAUGGGAAGAAGCAGCCUCUGUUAAGAGCGAUUGACCGAGUGGAGCUCAACGGGGAUGCGGAGGGCCUGGCGACAGCCAUUCAAACUCGCAGAGCCCGGCACAUUCUUCCCCGUCUGUCGCUGGAUGGCAUGGUGGAGUAUGCCCUGGUCGUCCCGAGGCCUGGCCAGCGCAGUUCGCCACAGUUCAGCUCCGGAGCUGACCUGGACUGGGUGAUGGACGGCUGUCGUGUCAGCAGCGGCAGAAGCCACCAGACGGAGCCAGAGCCCGACAGGCCAUGCGAUGGGACCCUGGGGGGUCUCACCGAAGUCUUCCCCCAGCACAGGAGGAUCGUUAGUGCUGGCAAAGGAAAGAACAGGUUCCCGUGGGAACGGAUGGGCCUCCCCGCCACCAUGAAGCCCCUGACCGGCAAAGACUUCAACAGCAAAUCAUCUGCCCAGUUUCAGGUCUUAAGCAAGGGCUGCCCACCCCCUGCCCUGGAGUAUGGACAAGAGUCCUAUGUCUGCGAGCCCGAUUGUCACCUGCCCCGUAUCACUGGAAGGAAGGAGCCAGUCAGAGUUCCACCCAGGACUGGAAAUGUGGAUUUGGACCCCUGUUUCCUGGAGUCUGCCAGUCCUUCUGACCGAGAUGCAGGUGGCCAUGCCUGUGGCAGGAAUUCCAGUAGCUCUCUGAGGCGCUUCUCCUCUGGCUCGUACCCUCGCUCCCGGGGUGAGCUGGUGUCCACUUCUCCCACCCCUGUCAGGCGGGCACCAUCCCAUGAUGCCUUGAGGCCCGCUUCUGAGGUUCCCUCAACUCAAGAGUGUCUGUACCAGGACCUCUCCCAGCGGGGAAUGCUGGAGGAGGAGGAGGAGGAGGAAGAGAUAGUGGAUCGCGAAGAGAUUAUGAAAUCUCUGCGGUGCCUGCGCUUCAGCGCGGCCAAGAAGCGUGCCAAGAUGAGUCUGAACGGCUCGGACCCCGACCAAGAGCAGGACCCAGACAGCCCAGACUCUGCGGUCAAGCUGGAGCUGGGGCCAGAAUCGCCAUCACGCACCUCGCCCCCCCUCACCAGCCCGCUGAGUGAGAGCGGCCUCUCCAGCUUGUACUCACCCCCAGCCUCUACCAACAAGGGAUCCAAGACCAGCUCAGGGAGCAGUUCCUCAUCUGUCGUGAAACCCAAACCACGCGCUGCACGGGCCCCCACCAAGACGAGGGCUGCGUCCUCCAGGGAGCGCGCCCCCCUGCAGGGGUCACAUGCCGUGAAUGUGGUUGGUCAGCGUCUCGUUUACUCCAGUGGCUCCCCUGAGCCUGAGAUGGAUCUGCGGUGGGAGGCGUCUCCGUCCUCUUGCAGACCUCGCGGCAGAGCGCCAGUGAAGGCGGUUAGACCCACGGGAGCGUCCCUGCCCAACAGCAGACGGGUCUCGCCUACCAGUGACUUGUCAGAUGGCAUUAUAGGCAAAGGAGUCUCCUGCACUCCCCUUUCAAGCCCCCAGGGUGUUUCCUUAGAUUGUGGCAACAGCAGGCGGAAGUCUCGUAAUGAAGCUCAGAGAAACCCCCAUGAUGCCUGCGAGUAUCCCAACAGCCAAAAGAUGGAGAAGAUGAUACUGUCCAGCUCUGCUGAUGACAUGUUUCUGCUGAGUCAGAAGGAGCAGGAGUUCCUGCAGAUGGGGAUGGAGUACCGUCAGAUUCAGAAGCUACUGCACCAGAUGCCGGCAGAAUUCAACCCAGAGGAGAUAAGAGAGUGGCAACAGAAUGGGAACACUGCAGUGAAGGCCAAGGCAGAGUCCCCCUCAGAGAGUUUGCCAGCCACCCCAUACAGCCCAGCCUGCCAGUCAAGUCCUCCCCUGAAGCCCCAUCCACCAUUCCGUCCUCGUCCACCCAACAGGCCCAGCCUGACCAAUGACAGCCCUGCUCAUCAGCCGGUCCUGCCCAUCCAGCCCAGUCCUCCAAUACAGUCACACAAACCCAAGACCAGCAGACCAACCCGUCUUAGGAAGGCAUUCAGCCUCAAGACCCAGUCAACUUUCUCCCAUAGUUCAGAUGAUCUAUCUCCAGGGAAGCAAAACCUACAACCCAUCCCCAGGCCUGAGCAAGCCCUGACAGACAGCCUCAGUCUUCUCAGCUCUGAGGACUGGGAGAAGAAGAUAGAGGGUCUGGAACUUGUACGCCGCCUGGCGCAGUUCCAUACUGAAUUGAUGUCUGACAGACUUCACGAUACCUGCCUUGUGGUGAUUGACGAGGUGAAGAACUUGCGAUCAGGGGUCUCCCGCGUGGCAGUGGCGACAUUGGGAGAACUCUUCACCCACAUGAGGAGAGAGAUGGACCCAGAGCUUGACUACACGGUCAAGGUGUUGCUGCACAAAUCUGGGGAGACCAAUGCUUUCUUGAGGCAGGACGUGGACAUGGCCCUGGCUAGUAUGGUGCAGAACUGCACACCCGUCCGGGUCAUGAACGCCCUGCUUGCUGGAGGACUGAAUCACUUGAACACAAUGGUUAGGAAGAGCACGGCUCAGCACCUCGCUGACCUUGUGGAAGUCAUGGGUGUGGAGCGCCUGCUCUCCAGCAGUCGAGAGCUGACGGACCGUAUCCUGCCCGCUGUUGCCAAAUUGGCGCAUGAUUCUUCACAGGAAACCAGACACUUUGGCCGUCAAAUGCUGCUGUUUCUGGCAUCUCACAAAGACUUCGAUAAGCUAUUGGAGCGGCACAUUCCAGACAAGGAGGUUGUCACUGUCAAGAACACGGUGCUGUCGUUGAGGAAGAAGGAAAUGGGAGGGGCAUCUCCGAAAGCCCGAUCAGUGACGCGGCGUCAUUCACUCAACGGUGGCACAACCCGCACUUUGUCUCUCAGCCGGGAGCCCUCCAGCCUCAAGCAGGAUCCUGAUGGAUACUACUGCAAAGGCCAGGCGAAUAACUUUGCAGACAAGACAGAGUACAUCAAGAAGCUCAAUGCCCUGAUGUUGUCAAAGGACUUCCGUGAGCGUAUCAGGGCUCUGGAGCAGCUAGUGUCUGACUGUGAGCAGAACCCCGACAUGGUCAUCGUCAACUUAUUCCCGGUGUUUGAUGCCAUCAAAGCCAGGCUCCAGGAAUCCAACAGCAAAGUCAAUCUCAGUGCCCUACAAUGCUUACAGAAGAUCAUUUCCCCCCUGAAAGACCACCUGGCUCAGGUGGUCUCCUUACUAGUUCCUGCCAUUGUAGACAAUCACCUCAACUCGAAGAACAAUGCCAUCUACAGCGCAGCUAUUGGUGUCAUCCAUGCUCUUAUGGAAAACAUAGAUAACACUCUUCUGCUUCAGCCGUUCUGCACCAAAGCUCAGUUCCUUGGUGGCAAAGCCAAAGUCGACCUUAUCAUAAAGGUUGCAGACCUUGUGUAUGAGCUGUACCCCCGCAAGCCCCAGGUGGUGGAGCAGAAAGCACUACCCCUCCUGUGGUACCUCCUAGGCACUUCCAGCAAAGGAGCAUCCCUACUGGCCCGGGGCGGUAGUGUGUCUGCGGCCACUGCCGUCCUGUGCCAAGCCCUGCACAGCCACAUGGGACCCAGUUUGGCAGAGUGUGCCUCAUCUCAGCACCCCAAUGUCUACAAGAGCUUCAACAGACUGCUCAAGUCCAUCUCCUCCCACUGACAGCAUUAAAAAAGACUAAACGUAUAGCUUACUUGAAAUUAGAUUUAUAUAGAUGUAGUUUCAGAUAGAUGUAUUAGUUCAUGCACUUUUUAAAAAUUAUUUUUAGAUAGAUUUUAAUUAGCCCUUACUAAUAGUGGUAAGUUCUAUAGAGUAGAAUACAUUAUAAGAACUUUUUAUUUAAUGAAAAUGUUCUUGAGCUCUUGGUAUCAGGAUUCUUGCCCUCAAACAACCUGCUCUUUUGCACUUUUGAACAAAUGGUACACUAUUGUGACGGGCUAUCAUCAUCGGUUGUGUCACUGAUGUACUUGUCAUUGUUGUAGCUUGUGAACUCAAUGAACAUGGACUGAAAUGCUGUGGAAUGUACUAUUUUUAAAUGCACAAAACACUUGAAGGGAUGUAUAGUUUUGCUAUUUUUAAAAUAUUAUGCCGUAUGUGACAUUUCCAUGAUGUGUCUUACUGGGCUGUUCUGAUUUGUUAGGAUUUUUAAUGAAAACAAAUGGCUUUUGUAACAGUUCAGGUCUGUAAUUGCACAGUAUUCCCUUAUUUUUUAUGCUGUAAUAUUGCAGUAUAUCUUUGAAAUUUGCUGUAAAGUCCAUCAACAAAGAAGUUUUCCAAGUUGGAACUGUCUUAUGGUUUCUGCAUGACCAAAAUUCAAUGACAGGGAACAAAAUGGAUGUUAAUAUUUUGUUAUUGAUAUACUAUUGUACAAAGAUGCCUGAAUGAAAUGUCGGACGUAAAACAAUUUUACUAAGGUUAGAGAGAUGUUAAUGUGUUAUAUUUUUGAUUUAAUUUACCAAUUUAUACAUGUACUUACACCCAGUCCUGUGAUUUUGCAAUUCCAAAUCGUGCCAGUCCCAACGUAGCCUUUCACAUUUUCCACAGCUAAAUUGUACUGUACCUGUUUCUGAAAAAUUGAGAGAAAUUAUAUAUAUA
Molecule: messenger RNA, 6478 nt
Organism: Paramormyrops kingsleyae
Lineage: Eukaryota; Metazoa; Chordata; Actinopteri; Osteoglossiformes; Mormyridae
Product: TOG array regulator of axonemal microtubules protein 1
Biological process (GO): microtubule cytoskeleton organization
Cellular component (GO): cytoplasmic microtubule; cilium
Molecular function (GO): microtubule binding
Source: RefSeq, a predicted model, not a curated record